AUUUCUUCAUCUAUCCAUUUGAUAUCAUAAAAUAGCUGGUUAAUACAUUUUUGUGUUUUCUGUUUCGGAUUUUUAAAAGGAAAGGUGUACGUUUGAAAGCCUUAAAGUGUUCAAGAUCGAAAUAAUGAGAAAAUUCGUCAUAUUAACGACAUUAUUAUGUCAAUAAAGUUAUGGACCAUUGAUUAGAGCAAUGCAUGAAACCUUGUUGCUCGAAAAUGGAACAAACGACCAGCUCCUGGACAUAAAAUUGCUUGCCUCUCACCACUACAAUUUUCAAAUUCAAAAUUCACGUUUAUUCAACGUUUAACCCAGUGGUAUUGCUGAGAGACAUCAAGACUCAAAUCGCAUGAGUGUGGCAACAUUUCACGAUUUCUUACAUAUUUGCUGAGAAGAAAUAGCGACACACAACGGAAUGCAAAUUAGUUGGAUAAAUGCAGUGCAGCGGCAAAUAAACCACAGUUCCUCAAAAGCAAGUGCAGACGGUAGAGCGUGAACAACACCUUCCCCCAACAUUGCAAUUUUUGAUGGACAAUGGUAAACAAUAAAAAAUUAUCAGUCAAAUUGGAUAUGUCAGACAACCUGUUAACUCCAUCGGCUCACAAAGUCAAAUGUGUCUACGUGUUGUAUACUUUGACGCUAUUAAUAACGGCAUUGACCAUGGUCAUGGUAUUCCAACAGUAUUUAAAAGGCUUUGCUGAACUCGAUGUGCAAAAUGAUAAACAAUCGAUCGAUGUUGACGACAUGUGCCAUCUUCAGUUGGUCGAGAGCAUUCCGGAACAUUUGAAUUUCUCAGAGCAUAGUCCAAAGUUUUUGUCAACAUAUGAUGCUUGGAAAAUAUUAUUGAACUCUACAGAGUCUGUUUUGAAUAUUGGUUCGUUGUACUGGACGCUGUUGGGCUCGGACGUUAUAAACGAUAGCAGUGCUUGGCAAGGAGAAGAUAUUUUCAAGAAUUUAAUGGACUUGGGGAUGGAGGGUAAAAUUAAAAUUCGCAUAGCUCAAAGUGCUCCGACAGACUUAUCCCCAAAUUUCGAUACAGCGGAACUUCAACGAAAAUGUGCAGCCGAGGUCAGGUCCUUGAAUUUUACCCGUCUGUUGGGCGGUGGGGUUUUGCACACAAAGUUUUGGAUAUCGGACCAUAAACACGUUUAUCUCGGCAGCGCCAAUAUGGACUGGCGGUCUUUAACGCAGGUCAAAGAGAUGGGAGUGCUGGCCUUGAAUUGUUCCACAUUGGCCGUUGAUUUGGAAAAGGUGUUUGAAGAAUAUUGGUUACUGGCCAAUGACACAGCCAAAAUACCGAAAGAGUGGCCCUUGGAAUAUGCUACUCAGUUUAACUUUCAAAAUCCCAUGGAUCUUUUUGUUAACAAUAAAUACAGCCAACCUGCUUUACUCUCGAGUUCUCCACCACCCUUAACUGCUAGCGGCCGUGUACAUGAUAUUGAUGCUAUAGUGGAGAUAAUUUCAACGGCCCGGAAGUUUGUUAACAUUGCUGUAAUGGAUUACGUUCCCUUAAUGAUGUACUCGAAAGAGAAGACUUAUUGGUCCACCAUUGAUGAUGCUCUUCGUUCGGCUGCUAUAGAUCGGAAGGUUCAAAUCAAAUUGCUUAUAUCAUGGUGGAAACAUUCGAAUCCCUCUGAAGAUUACUUUUUGAGAUCUCUGCAAGCUUUGUCGAAUUCCCUGCCCAAUGUGGACAUACAAAUUAAACGCUUCAUUGUGCCAUCUAAUGAUCAUGAGGCGAAGAUUCCCUUCGGUCGGGUAAAUCAUAACAAAUACAUGGUAACCGAUAAUGUAGCCUACAUCGGUACAUCCAAUUGGUCGGGUGAUUAUUUCACUAACACAGCAGGAGUGGGUCUUGUAUUGAUGGAUACUAUCGAAAUGGUCAAUAUAUCAACAAUUCGUCAAGAUCUUCUAGGUGUUUUCGAGAGAGAUUGGAAUAGUGAAUACACAAAGGAUUUAGAAUCCAAGUAGUAUUCGGGUUAUUUGUAUACAUGUUUUUUUUUUAUUUUUAGACUAAAUUUUCUUUCAAUUGAAAAAUUUUGAAUAAAUUUUAUAGAAUUUUGCAAAAUUA
Molecule: messenger RNA, 2065 nt
Organism: Stomoxys calcitrans (stable fly)
Lineage: Eukaryota; Metazoa; Arthropoda; Insecta; Diptera; Muscidae
Product: 5'-3' exonuclease PLD3
Exons: 3
Coding region: 532-1965 (477 amino acids)
Molecular function (GO): catalytic activity
Source: RefSeq, a predicted model, not a curated record